AUGACUUCUACAUUUACCUGUUGUUUUGAACCCAUGGAUUGGAAUAAUUCAGACGACAAUAAAGAAAAAAAAUUUUCGAUAACAUCUAAUAAAAACGUUGAAGCUUCGAUACCAACCCAAGAAUUUCACGUACAGCCACUAGCGAAACUCGCGCGAAAUACUUUUAUACCAGUCGGAUUCGAAAUUGCCGAAGAAAUUUUCGGUUAUUUAGAAGUUGAAGACUUGAUUGCAGUUAGUCUGACCUACAAAGCUGUGUAUUAUUUCAUUAAUUCAUCACAAAAUCUAUGGAAAAACAUGUAUCGAACAUUAACACCCGAAAAUACCGAUCAAAUUAUGACGCCAUUAAUUAUGAUUCAAACAAUGGUAAAGCCUCAACUAAAACCUGCAGUUGCAUGGAAGCGACAAGUUUUCAGCAGACUUCGAUAUCGACCGUUUUACAUUGCAUACUCCUAUUUGGAUGAUCCGGAAGAUUUUACGUUAAUGUUUCAUGGAGCUUCUUAUGACUAUCCGACAGCAUAUCAAGAAGCUAUUGAUUAUGGUUUCUUCUUUUAUGGCGCCCCUGGUUCACCGACAGUUGCAAAAUAUGUUGAACAUAAAGGACAAUCAUUCGAUGAACUACAAGAGGGAUUCGAUAAUUGGCGAAUAGCAGUCGAAUCGAUAAAGCCGGAAUUUAAGUAUCCUCUAGAAACUGUCGACGGUGAUGAAUUAUAUCUCGUAUAUACUUAUUUAGAUGUUCAAGAAGGAUUUCAAUUCACGUUUGACAAGCUAUUUGACGAUGAAAGAACCGCGAUCGAAUAUGCUGCAGAAUUGGCGGACCCAGAAGACGUAUCAAGAGCCACAUACGUUGACCAUAAUGGCGAGAAAUUUGAUUCAAAGCAUCGAGAUGUUAUCAACACAAGGGUAGCGGUUGAUGUGCUGCCAUUUUGGCGAAAACGAGAGAUUCGACGAUUUGACGAAUCAGAAAUGACGGAGGAAACAAAAACUAUAGUCGAUGACGAAAACGAAGAGAUGAACGUUGAAGGAAAACUCGACGAUUUUAGUCAAAUCUGGCGAGGAGAUGGAAAACUUAAUCGUAAUGCUACAUGUCAGGAGUUGCUGCAAAGUAUUCUUGCCUAUCGGAAUACAGGAAACUCAAGAAAACGAACACUUGAAGAAGCGAUGAAUGAAAUGAGCAUAAAGGGAUAUGUAAAAAAGAAAAAACUCAUAGCAUCAUGA
Messenger RNA from Ambispora gerdemannii, 1215 nucleotides. NCBI's taxonomy places the organism in Eukaryota, Fungi, Glomeromycota, Glomeromycetes, Archaeosporales, Ambisporaceae. The record is from the annotation of a GenBank genome assembly.